Molecule: messenger RNA, 1076 nt
Organism: Daldinia loculata
Lineage: Eukaryota; Fungi; Ascomycota; Sordariomycetes; Xylariales; Hypoxylaceae
Product: putative 60S ribosomal protein L18-B
Exons: 4
Coding region: 152-706 (184 amino acids)
Biological process (GO): translation
Cellular component (GO): cytosolic large ribosomal subunit; ribosome
Molecular function (GO): structural constituent of ribosome; RNA binding
Source: RefSeq, a predicted model, not a curated record
CCCGCACAAUCCACUCCGUCUUUGCGAUUUCGAACUUUUCUGCGGCCCACUCGAAAUUAUUUCCCUUCUUCAGUCACUACUAACCCACAGCACAACAGCUUUUCCCUUCCCCAUCGACUCCCUUUUCAAUUACAAAAGAGUCACCGUCAAGAUGGGUAUUGAUCUCGACCGCCACCACGUGCGCAGCACCCACCGAAAGGCGCCCAAAAGCGACAAUGUCUACCUCAAGCUCUUGGUGAAGCUGUACCGCUUCCUAGCCCGCCGAACGGACUCGGACUUCAACAAGGUCGUCCUUCGCCGCCUUUUCAUGUCCCGCAUCAACCGACCCCCCGUCUCCCUUUCUCGCGUCAAGAGCCAGAUCCCUAAGGAGGAUGAGGGCAAGAUCGUCGUUGUUGUUGGUACCAUCACCGACGACAACCGCCUCCUCACGGUCCCCAAGGUUUCCAUCGCCGCUCUGCGAUUUACCGCCACCGCCCGUGCCCGCAUUCUUGCCGCCGGUGGUGAGGCAUUGACCCUCGACCAGCUGGCUCUCCGCGCCCCUACCGGCAGCAACACCCUGCUGCUCCGCGGCCCCAAGAACGCCCGUGAGGCUGUUAAGCACUUCGGCUUCGGCCCCCACAAGCACAAGAAGCCAUACCUCGAGUCCAAGGGCCGCAAGUUCGAGAAGGCCCGCGGUCGCAGACGGUCAAGGGGUUUCAAGGUCUAAGAAAAAAAUGGUGUGGGUUAGGUCUUGUGUUGCGUCUCUUCCGAUAUACCACGAAUACAGUUCUCAACUGGAAGAGGGUUACGCUACUUCAGGAGUGGUUUAUGCAUGGCUCGGCGUGAUACGGGAUUACAGAAUCAAUUCAUACAGAAUUGAGAUGCUUUGCCACUUUUCUGAUAACGAUCGUACGCUUUUUCCAGCCAAUUAUUGUGACUGACGAAUGCAUGAUAUUUUAAUAAAACUAAAAUAUUGCUACUGUAGGCAAAGUUGUGAAGUGUCGAGUAGCAGCGUAGAUUCCGGAGCGUUAAAUUCUCAUUGUUCACAUAAUACUUAACAAGCAGGGGGAAUUGCGAAAGACAGGCAUCACCUGACC